This is a messenger RNA of Vicugna pacos (alpaca), 2774 nucleotides long. The record is from RefSeq and is a predicted model, not a curated record. NCBI's taxonomy places the organism in Eukaryota, Metazoa, Chordata, Mammalia, Artiodactyla, Camelidae.
UUUGCCACUCUGGUAUUUUAUAGAUGAGGAGACUGAAGUUGAGGGAUAGUGAGGAGCUUGUCCAAGGUCAUGUAUACAUAAGCCAGUAAUCACUGGGAGCAAAGUUCUCUUGGCAAUAGGUCAAGCUGGCAUCAUGAGGUGGUUGAAGGCGCCCAUUGCGUUAACGUGAUUGUUUUGGGGGUUUAAUUAUUGUUUCUCUCCAAAGAGACAGCUUUCUUCCAUGGCUCAGGACGCACUCUUGGGUCGAGCUUAUAGGAAAACCUGGUAAGUAUUUGGUUCUUACAAGAUAUUGCGUACAAUUCCCUGUGCCAUACAGGGUGGACUUUCAAGACGACUUCUUACGCAUAUGCUGUUUUCACCACCUGACUUCCCAGCGUGGACCUAUGCUCAGGGACUCUGACCAGGGCUGCAUCCAAACAUGGCAAGCAUCCGCUGCAAGCUGGCUCGUUACCUGGAGGACCUGGAAGAUGUAGACUUUAAGAAAUUCAAGAUGUACUUAGAAGACUAUCCUCCGCAGAAGGGCUGCGUCUCACUUCCUCGGGGUCACACAGAGAAAGCAGACCAUGUGGAUCUAGCCACUCUGAUGAUCGACUUCAAUGGGGAAGAAAAGGCGUGGGCCAUGGCCACAUGGAUUUUUGCUGCAAUCAACAGGAGAGACCUUUACGAGAAGGCUAAGAGGGAGGAGCCAGAAUGGGACAAUGCCAAUGUUUCUGUGAUAUGCCGGGAAGAAAGCCUUGAAGAGGAGUGGAUGGGUUUACUCGGAUUCCUUUCCAGAAUCUCUGUUUGUAAAAAAAAGAAAGAUUACUGUAAGAAGUACAGGAAUCACGUACGAAGCAGAUUUCAGUGCAUCAAAGACAGGAACGCCCGUCUGGGUGAGAGCGUGAACCUCAACAAGCGUUUCACCCGGCUGCGUCUCAUCAAGGAGCAUCGGAGCCAGCGGGAGAGGGAGCACGAACUCCUGGCCAUUGGGAGGACCUCGGCCAAGAUGUGGGAUGGACCCGUGAGCUCCCUGAACUUGGAGACGCUGUUUGAUCCCGAGGACCAACACUCUGAUCCUGUGCACACGGUGGUGUUCCAGGGAGCAGCGGGCAUCGGGAAGACAAUCCUGGCCAGGAAGAUCAUGCUGGACUGGGCAUCAGGGAAGCUUUACCAGGACAGAUUUGACUACUUGUUUUACAUCCACUGCCGGGAGGUGAGCCUCGGGACCCAGAGGAGCCUGGGGGACCUGAUCGCCAGCUGCUGCCCUGACCCAUACCCACCCAUAGGCAAGAUCGUGAGCAAGCCUUCCCGGAUCCUCUUCCUCAUGGACGGCUUCGAUGAGCUGCAAGGUGCCUUUGACGAGCACACGGAGGCCCUCUGCACGAACUGGAAGAAGGUGGAGCGGGGAGACAUUCUCCUGAGCAGCCUCAUCAGAAAAAGACUGCUCCCGGAAGCCUCCCUGCUCAUCACCACGAGACCAGUGGCCCUGGAGAAACUUCAGCACUUGCUGGGCCUGGCUCGCCAUGUGGAGAUCCUGGGUUUCUCAGAGGCCAAGAGGAAAGAAUAUUUCUUUAAGUAUUUCUCAGAUGAGCAGCAAGCCAGGGAAGCCUUCCGGCUGAUUCAGGAGAAUGAGAUCCUCUUCACCAUGUGCUUUAUCCCCCUGGUCUGCUGGAUUGUGUGCACUGGGCUGAAACAGCAGAUGGACAGUGGCAAGAGUCUUGCUCGGACGUCCAAGACCACCACUGCCGUCUAUAUAUUCUUCCUCUCCAGUUUGUUGCAAUCUCAAGGAGGGAGCCGGGAGCACCAGGUCUCCGCCAACCUCCGGGGUCUCUGCUCGUUGGCUGCAGAUGGCAUCUGGAACCAGAAAAUCCUAUUUGAGGAGUGUGAUCUCAGGAAUCACGGCCUGCAGAAGGCAGACAUGUCUGCUUUCCUGAGGAUGAACCUAUUCCAAAAGGAAGUGGACUGUGAGAAAUUCUACAGCUUCAACCACAUGACUUUCCAGGAGUUCUUUGCUGCCAUGUACUACCUGCUCGAGGAGGAGGAUCAGGGGGAGAGGAGGAACGCACCGUGGAGCUGUUCCAAGCUUCCCACCCGGGACGUGACCGUCCUUCUUGAAAACUACGGCAAAUUUGAGAAGGGGUAUCUGAUUUUUGUUGUCCGUUUCCUCUUUGGUCUUGUAAACCAGGAGAGAACGUCCUACCUGGAGAAAAAACUGAGUUGCAAGAUCUCUCAGAAAAUCAGGCUGGAGCUGCUGAAAUGGAUCGAGGCGAAAGCCACGGCCAAGAAGCUACAAACUGAGCCCAGCCAGCUGGAACUGUUCUACUGUUUGUAUGAGAUGCAGGAGGAGGACUUUCUGCAAAGGGCCAUGGUCCAUUUCCCCCAAAUUGAGAUCAACCUCUCCACUAGAAUGGACCACGUGGUUUCUUCUUUUUGCAUUGAAAACUGUCGCCAUGUGGAAUCACUUUCCCUGAGGCUGCUCCAUAACUCACCCAAGGAGGAGGAGGAGGAAGAGGAGGAGGAGAAAGGGGAGGAGGAAGGGGUUCAAUACUCUGAAGUGGACCACAGUGAGCCCCCUGUUGCAUAUUCUCAGCGGUUGGUGAACUAUCUCACUUCCAGCUUUUGCAGGGGCAUCUUCUCAGUUCUGAGCAAUAACUGGAACCUCACUGAAUUAAACCUCAGUGGCAAUAAUCUGGGAGACCCAGGGAUGAAGGUGUUGUGUGAAACGCUCCAGCAACCUACCUGCAACAUUCGCAGACUGUGGUAAGAACCCACAUGUGUGUGUGUGUGUAACAGAG